Molecule: messenger RNA, 1618 nt
Organism: Fomitiporia mediterranea MF3/22
Lineage: Eukaryota; Fungi; Basidiomycota; Agaricomycetes; Hymenochaetales; Hymenochaetaceae
Exons: 5
Coding region: 1-1548 (515 amino acids)
Biological process (GO): DNA replication; DNA replication initiation
Cellular component (GO): nuclear origin of replication recognition complex; nucleus
Molecular function (GO): DNA replication origin binding
Source: RefSeq, a predicted model, not a curated record
AUGUCGUCUGUUCAGGAUACUUUAGGACGGCAAUUCGCAACUCUACUUCGUGCACAAUAUCCUCCUUUCAUUUUCGUUAGAGACCUGUCUGCAGCGGAUGUUGCCUGCUCCCUGUUGAGAAGCAUACUUGAAGCGGACAUUCAAGCAAAGCCUGAAGCAGAACGGAAACCGUUGUACGCGAUCAUCGACUGCAUUGCAUGCUUUAACGCACGGCUCCUCUUCGACUCGAUUUUAAUUGCGCUUAUUAACUGUCUACCGACAUCCGAAUGCACUGCCAAGCAGGAAUUGUUCACGACGCAACGAAAUGAGACCUUUGAUGACUUCCUUCAUAAUAUUCGGCUAUUAUUCCCUGGCUCUAGUUUCCCAUCCUCAUCACUUGGUAGUGGAAGCAUUGAGCCUGUAAAGAUCGUCCUUAUAUUUAAACAAGCUGAGAGGCUCAAGGAUACACUUCCAAGAUUUGUCCAUCCCUUGUCUAGACUUCAAGAACGGACCAGACAAAACAUCACUACAAUAUUCAUAUCUGACACCGCAUGGGAAACAAUUAGCCCUGUUGCUGGCGCUUUGCUUGAUCCGUAUAUGAUCGAUGUGGAUCCACUCGACGGACGACAGAUUAUAGAAGGGAUAUGCCAGAGAUUCCCGACGGAUAUCCCAUCCAAUACCAUAUCAAUGUAUAACCCGUCUCUUGAGGGCCUGUUCCGGCAAUUUGUAGAAACAGUGUACAAUGUAUGCUCGCCAUUUAUUUCUAGCCCGGUUGAACUUGGUUACAUUGUGGCUGCUCGGUGGCCCGGCUUUGUUGCACCCGUGUUAGAAGACUGGAGGUAUCAAUACGAUGAUCCUUACGCUGCACCAUCAGAGGAAGCGCGCUUACGACUAAUGCGAUUGUUUAAUUCUUCUCUUAUGCAUGCUGUGGAGAAUCUAUAUCCACGAAGCAUGAAUCGGACUGAAUGGAGCACUGCCAAUUCGUUUCCUGAGGGCUUUCGACUCUCACAAUCGCUGGGCGCUCAGUUGCCUUCCGGGACUAAUUCAGCCGCUGAAGCAUCAGCUGCAAUACCGUCACUGGCCGUGAACUCAAUGUUCAUCGUGGUCGCAGCAUUCCUAGCGUCAUACAAUCCACCAAAGACAGAUUAUCGGAUGUUUGGCCGAGGAGUGGAUGAAAAGUCGCGGAGAAGGCGCAAAGGAGGUGGAACACGGAAGACUAAGCCUGGUACUGUUGCAAGACUUCCGCAACGACUUAUUGGACCCACUGCAUUCUCGUAUGACAGACUCAUCGCUAUCCUUGGUUCCUUGCUACGAGAAUAUGGCGACUUAAAUCAGGUUGGCCAGUCGGUCGAGGAUGUGUCAGAAUUGAAGGCAGAGGUAGACGUUUACCGGGUUCAAACAUCAGCAACGAUACGAGAACUUGUCUCGAUGCAUCUGCUGCAUCAUUCUACCGCCCAAGAAAAGUUGGAUGCUCCAACCUACAGAUGUGGAAUAGGGUAUGAUCAGGCACUUUCUCUGGCAAGAAAGUUAGGAAUCCCACUUACCGACUUGCUGUGGGAACCAAACUAGAUAGUUGUCCGUUGUCUUUCGCUUUGAUUUUGACCUUGUAUUUUUGACAUGUUGGCGAGAUUCUACAGGC